Molecule: messenger RNA, 1313 nt
Organism: Microcebus murinus (gray mouse lemur)
Lineage: Eukaryota; Metazoa; Chordata; Mammalia; Primates; Cheirogaleidae
Gene: NUDT6
Product: nudix hydrolase 6
Molecular function (GO): ADP-ribose diphosphatase activity; NADH pyrophosphatase activity; NAD binding
Source: RefSeq, a predicted model, not a curated record
AGGAGAGGUGACUUGGAGGCGCAGCGGAUAAGCAGGGGAGGCGAUGUCGCCGCUGCUGAUCGGGGGCUGCUGGCGUUCGGUGCUGGCCCGGGCCUGCCACCGCAGGCUUUCGGCGGGGUACCGCGGGGCCUCGGGCGGACCGGGUUGCGCGCAGGAACCCCCAGUCGGAGCGUGCGAGCUGCGGGGAGAGCUGGACAGAUUCGGGGGCGUCUCAGUGCGCCUGGCGCGGCUCGGCGCGCUGGAUCGCCUGGACGCCGCCGCCUUCCUGAAGGGCUUGCAGGGCAAGUGCGCCUGGGGAGAAAGGCUCGGGCUCCUGAGCCUGUCUAAUGAAAUAACCGCCGCCCCACCCCGAGUCGCUGCGCGCACCAGUGAAGUGCUGAGCCCCGAGGGAAAGGGCGAGGCUGCAAUACAGCAAUGGAGAUCAGAAGGUAGAAUAGCUGUAUGGCUGCACAUUCCCAUCCUCCAGAGCCGGUUUAUUGCCCCUGCCGCUUCCCUGGGCUUCUGCUUUCACCAUGCAGAAUCGGAUUCUUCAACGAUGACUCUGUGGCUGGGAGAAGGGCCCAGCAGAUUACCAGGAUAUGCUACCCAUCAAGUAGGAGUUGCAGGAGCUGUGUUUGAUGAAAAUACUAGAAAAAUAUUGGUUGUACAAGAUCGAAAUAAAUUGAAAAAUAUGUGGAAGUUUCCAGGAGGCCUGUCAGAGCCUGGAGAAGAUAUUGGUGACACGGCAGUUCGAGAAGUUUUUGAAGAGACUGGUAUAAAAUCAGAAUUCAGGUCCGUCCUGAGUUUUCGACAACAGCACAGAAAUCCCGGAGCUUUUGGGAAGUCAGAUAUGUAUAUCAUCUGCCGCCUAAAGCCAUAUUCAUUCACCAUAAAUUUUUGCCAGCAUGAAUGCUUAAGAUGUGAGUGGAUGGAUAUCAAUGACCUGGUCAAGGAUGAAAAUACUACUCCAAUCACCAGCAGAGUUGCUAGACUGUUGCUAUACGGGUACAGAGAAGGGUUUGACAAGAUUGAUCUGACCAUGGAAGAACUUCCAGCAGUUUACACAGGCCUGUUCUAUAAGCUGUAUCACAAGGAACUGCCAGAAAAUUACAAAACUAUGCCAGGAAUGGAUUAAAUUCACAUUUACAAAUUCAAAACAUUUUUAAAGUAAAUUAUACAUGUUGAUUAACGUAUGCCAUAUUAUAAAAAGUAGUGAACAUUUGGGAUUGAUUAACUAAAUAUUUGACUCUAAUUUUCUAACGUAUAUGAUUUCCAUGAAUAAAAUUUGUUUGUAAAUGUGCACAUUUUAAAAGCCUCUUUUCAAAUAAAGCAAA